AUGGUUCUGCCCACAUUCGUUCUUUCGGCUGCCCUAACUACUUCUGUGGCAGCUUACGAUACCCUCCUCAACUUCCACGGUGCCCCCGAAAUCGAAACUCGCACAAUCGAUGAGAUACACAAGGCUGCUGUUGCCGAAGGUGGUGUAGUUACUCUUUGGCACGGAGGCGACGAGAAGAACCAACAGGAUGCGCUGAAGGAAGCUUUCGAGAAGCGCUUCCCAGGGGUGACACUGAAUCUCACCGUCGACGUCUCAAAGUACAUUGACGGUGAUAUCGACCGCCAGCUGUCGCAAGGCAACGUGUACGUCGACAGUGUCAUUCUCCAGACCCUUCACGAUUAUCCCAGAUGGGACCAAGAAGGUGCUCUGUUGCGGUAUAAGCCGUUGGACUUUGACAAGAUUCACCCUGGAUUCCGCGACGUCUGGGCCUCGUGGUACGCGGUUGUUGUCUUUGGUUGGACCAACAUCUGGAAUGCCGAAAAGGUCUCUGAAGGUCCUGUCGAGUACUCAGACUUCCUGAAGCCUGAGUAUAAGGACAAGUUGGUCUUCACCUACCCGAACGACGAUGAUGCCGUUCUUUACGCAUUCGACCUGGCUUUGCAGCAGAACGGUUACAGUUGGUUCGAGAACCUCCUUACCCAAAACCCCCGCUGGGUUCGCGGUACUGCCACCCCGAGCACCGUUUUGGGCCAGGCCAACAACUCAUAUGCCGUCACCUUCACCAGUGCUCUAGGCCUGGCCCCAGCUGCCCCCUUCAACAUUUCCAUUCCCAAAGAUGGUUUCUUUGUCACCUGGGGUCAGCGCGCUGCAAUUCUCAAGGACGCUCCCCACAAGGAGGGCGCAAAGCUUCUUCACAACUUCUUGCUCAGCGAAGAGUAUCAGAGCCCCAACAACACCGGCAUGUGGAGCGUCCGCAAGGACAUCCCUGCCCCCGCCGGCUUCCCGGAUCUCAUGGAUGUCAACUCUACCAAUCCCGUUGACUUUGAGCGGUUCAUGGCGGAUCGUGAGCGGGUUGAGAGACUGAAGCUUUUCUUCGAGAGCAAGAUUGGCUCGGCUCAAGGACUCAGCCCCUUGAUUGACGAUUUGUAA
Colletotrichum orchidophilum is the source of this 1089-nucleotide messenger RNA. RefSeq names its product ABC transporter. The record is from RefSeq and is a predicted model, not a curated record. The transcript has 2 exons. Bases 1 to 1089 code for a protein of 362 amino acids. NCBI's taxonomy places the organism in Eukaryota, Fungi, Ascomycota, Sordariomycetes, Glomerellales, Glomerellaceae.